UGCAACUCUAGCUCCACAUCCGCAAACGCCCCAAGUCCCAGUGUGCUCCUCGUCACAGCAACAACUCUGUCGACGCCCCGCAUCAUGGCACAUCACCAAUCGACGCUUUCCAAGUUCGCCAUAGUACUUGGCACAUUUCUAUCGGGUACCAUGCUCAGCCUUUCGGCCAUCGCAAUACCGGUAUAUCUCGACACGCUUGGGACCCCUGCACAGCUUUACAGCAGCUGGGCGCGGACCUAUCACUACGGUCAUCUGGGUUUGCCCGCAAUGUCUAUAACGACAUGUCUCUUAUAUGGGAUCGUGGCGCAGAAGCACAAGUCUGCCAACAGGCAAUGGCGAAGAUAUGUGCUGGCCGCGCUCGUCACGGUGACUAUGGUGCCAUUUACAUGGGUCUUCAUGACGAGCACGAAUAAUACGCUGUUUGGGCUGCAUGCAGAAUCGGAGGCCGUGGGGGGUAGCUUCAGUGACGCACGGGAACUGGUGGUACAUUGGAGCAGACUACAUCUUUUACGGUCUCUGUUCCCACUGGCUGGUGCGGUGAUCGGUAUUGGUGGCUUGUAGAAUUGGAUAUUGUGUAUUAGUGACCAUGGCCUGCCCAGCUUGGGGAAACGGUAUACCGCCAGAUAGUCAUCAUAAGCCUCAGAAGAACUCGGCAGUCCUAAAAUGAGGUAGUACAAAUAUGCAAGUGCUAGUUAGUCGAGGGAAUGCUGCUCUUUCAACCGUCAGAAACCAUCUUGAAAAGAUCUUGCCGAUACAGUGACGUUGUAACGAGACCCUCUCACGACCUGGCCAUCCACCCGACGGAUUACAAUUGUUCUUCGUCGGCUCUC
This is a messenger RNA of Bipolaris sorokiniana ND90Pr, 830 nucleotides long. RefSeq lists its product as uncharacterized. Lineage: Eukaryota; Fungi; Ascomycota; Dothideomycetes; Pleosporales; Pleosporaceae. Bases 85 to 561 code for a protein of 158 amino acids. The transcript has 2 exons. The record is from RefSeq and is a predicted model, not a curated record.